Molecule: messenger RNA, 3031 nt
Organism: Arvicola amphibius (Eurasian water vole)
Lineage: Eukaryota; Metazoa; Chordata; Mammalia; Rodentia; Cricetidae
Gene: Zmat1
Product: zinc finger matrin-type 1
Exons: 8
Coding region: 16-2004 (662 amino acids)
Molecular function (GO): nucleic acid binding; zinc ion binding
Source: RefSeq, a predicted model, not a curated record
UUUGGCGGCUCCACUAUGGCGGCGGCGGGGAGGGGGGACAGUAGUUUUAAAGUAGACACCUGCCCUUGCCUCAGAGAAGAUACCACCUGUGAAGGACAAGAAAGGUCAUCAUAUUUUACAGAUGAUUUUUGUCAAGCAUGUGGAGUGGUACUGCAGCUUGAAUCAGAAAGGAUUUCACAUUAUAAGAGUGAAAUACAUGCUCAAAAUGUUAAGUUCUAUUUUCAAGUGCAUGGGGAACUAAACGAAGUGUCUGGUAGAAAAGUGAGCAUGCCUGUUGAGAAUUCUCAGGUGUACAAGAGUGAAGAAGUCAACAGAGACAAAUUUAGUGGUUUCUGCAACAUGAAUUUUGACUCCUCAGCCAUUUCUCAGACUCAUUUUGUGGAAAAGAGCCAUGUGCAGAAUCCGAAGCAGUUACUGGAAGAACAUCACAGAGUAUCUCCAUCAGGAUGCCAACCAAAGACAGAAUGUCUCACAGACUCUUUCGUGAAGCAGGAACCCCAAAGGAUCAUCUCACCUUUAGAUAAACCCAAUACUACUUCAGCAGCCCCAACCUUCCUAAAAUCUGUUAUUGUGAAGCCUCCUCCAGCAUAUAGAAUGAGAACCUACGUAUGCCAUAUCUGCAGUAUCACCUUUACAUCUUUACAUAUGUUCCGGUCCCACAUGCAAGGAAGUGAACAUCAAAUUAAAGAAUCUCAUGUUAUCAGUCAAGUAAAGAAUUCAAAGAAGAUACAGGAGUCUUACCAAGGUGCAGAUUAUAACAAAGUGAAGAAACCUAGAGAGCUAGAGUAUAAGGUUCAUUUCAGGAAGAUGGAGGAUAAUUACUUGGAAGUCCAUGGGUACAGAGAAAUGGUUGAUUCCAGACCCAGACAAAAAAUGCUGGAACAACAACUUCCACUUGAAAAUUUCUGGACACAACCAGGACCAUACAAUAAUCCUCGAGCAGUAGAAGACCAGUUACCUCAUUGUUUACCAGCACAGUCAAAAACAUAUGACUCCUUCCAGGAUGAGCUUGAAGAUUACAUCAAAGAACAGAAGGCCAGAGGACUUGAUCCCAAUAUUAGUUUUAGACGGAUGACAGAAAACUAUAGGUAUAGGGAUCAUGGUUACAGAGAAAGGGUUGAUUCUGAACACAGACAAAGGAUGUGUGAGGAAAGAUUUGCAUUUGAGAGUCCACAGACCUACCAGCGACAAUACAAUGGCUUACCAGUAGAAGGCCAGUUACCUCACUGGUUACCACCUCAUUCAAAGAGGAGAAAUGAUGAUUUCCCAAAUGAAUUUGAUGAUUACAGCAAGGUGCAGGAAUCUAGAGAAUUCAAGCCAAAGACGUCUUUUAGAAGAAUUGAUAGUGCUUUUGAAACUCGUGAUUACAGAGAAAUGGUUGACAGAAGAUCUAAGCACAGAAUGUUUGAACAAAGAUUCCCGUGUGAGACUUUCCAGACUUACACAGAUCCAUACAGCAGUUCACAAGCUGUAGAAAACAAGUUUCCUUAUUAUUUACCAGCAUAUGCGAGCAAACAGAACCCAGACUCUGAUAGUUACUAUCAGUUCACAAGAGAUUGCUUCUCAGAAAAACCUGUUCCUCUGAGCCUUAGUCAGCAAGAAAAUAACCCUGGCUCACACAGUGUAGAAUAUGACAUUUACAAGGAGCUGCCUUCAUAUGACAAUACCAGUGCCCUUGAAACAAGUCAUAAAAGACGACAUCAGAAGAAAAGACGACAUCUGGGGGAAGAGAAAGAAAGGCCAGAGAAAGAACAGUCCAAGCAUAAAAAGAAGAGGAGCUAUCAGGAUAAAGAUUUAGACAAAGACAAGAACAUUGAGCGAACUAAAGGAGAGGAAGAUAAAGCUGGAGUCAGUUCUGAAAAACUGAAGCAUCGAAAAAAGAAAAGAAAACAUGAAGUGUCCUCAGAGAAAGAAGAACGUAAGCACAAGAAAGUGAAAAAGAAAUUUGUUGAAGAAAGAACAGAAGAGGAAAUCCUUUGGGAUGAGUCAAUUCUUGGGUUCUGAACUUACAAGAUACCCAAGAAUGGCUAAAAGAAAGCAAUACUGAUUUAGAUAAAGUCAGGAGUGACUGGUGAAGUUAAGGAAAGACAGGUAUAGUAUCAGCUCAAAAACCUUAAGGUUUUUUGUUUGCAAAAAGAAUAUGAGAAAAGAAACACAAGAUAUCUAAAUCCAUCCUUUAAGAAAAUGUUUUAAGGUAAACCUACUCAAGAAUUUUGAACUUUUAGUUUUACUAUCAGAAGACUGAAUCAAGAAAAUCACUGGAAAAGUUCUGAGGAAAUUGAGAUAAAGCACUUCAAAUGAAGAGAAGAGAUAAAACUCUCUCCCUUCCUCCCUCUCUCUCCCUUUCCUUUUCCCUCUCUAUGUGUGUAUGUGUCCUCUGUUCUGUUCUUCUCUCUCACCUCCCCGCCCCUCUCUCUCUAUGUCACUCCCUCAUUUCAAAAUGUGAUUGAAAGUAGAACCAUGAAGUCUAAACCUAGCCUUCAAGAAGCAAGAACAAAAUACUAAGAAUGGGAGAGGAAGAAACCUACUGAAGAAAAUCUAAAAGAUUCAGUGCUUUCUAUUUUGCAGUUUUGUUCCCUUAAGGUUGGAGAAAGGUUUAAAAGUUUGGUUUUUUGAAAUUUGUGUUAUUUGUGUAUUUGUACAUGUGUACAGUUAAUCGCUAACAGAAGCCAGAUAAAGGCAAAAUAUUCAAUAUGCUUUUUAAAGUUACUUUCUCUGAUUUUAUAAGAAAAAUUAUUCUAUUGCUUAUAUAUAAUAUGGUUUUCUUAAGUACAGGUGUUUCUACUUUGUCCUUCAAGUUGCAGUGAAAAUGACUUGUUUGCUCAUGGAAAUUAUGUACCUAAACGGUGAGUUACAAAUCAGUCUACAGCCAUACCACCCUGAAUUUUCCCAGUCUUGUUUGGUUUUGGAAGAAUGGUCAGGCCUGAGGGAGACCAGACUUCUCAGAUUACAUUCUUUUUAGAAUUUAUGUUAGUAUUGGUGGUAUUUUGCUACUGUUGUGUGUUAAUGUUUAUGUUUUCACCAAUGAAAA